Molecule: messenger RNA, 4026 nt
Organism: Eptesicus fuscus (big brown bat)
Lineage: Eukaryota; Metazoa; Chordata; Mammalia; Chiroptera; Vespertilionidae
Gene: ZNF605
Product: zinc finger protein 605
Exons: 7
Coding region: 483-2369 (628 amino acids)
Biological process (GO): negative regulation of transcription by RNA polymerase II; regulation of cytokine production; regulation of immune system process
Source: RefSeq, a predicted model, not a curated record
UUCCGCCUUCGGGAGGUGUCAGUGGGGUGCUGAGGCCUCAAGGGGCGAGGCUUUGUGAGGCGGCGACGGGACCGGGAGGUUGUGGCCUGGGGCGGCCUCCGUGACCGCCCCGUCCCUCGGCGACCCUGGCCCGCGCACGAACGGCCCCGGAGCCGGUGCUGGGCAGGCCCGGAGAACGGCCCUGCGGCGCGGCGGUUCCCAUCCAGGUGUAUUCUUAGGAAGGACAUAGCCCUGUGCCACCCGUGCCAUGCAGUCCUUCUCUGAUCCCAGAUCUGGCUGGAUGGAAGUGACUUGGUCCAGACAGUGAAGAAAGUUACAGUCUCCAGGCCAUGGCUCUCAGGAACAAGAUGACUCGGGUGAGGUAAGGAAGGAGAGGCCUCGGGACUGCAGGUGCCGUUUUCAGCUCUUGACCAGAGGCUGUUUCCAGAGCGUCAGGACAGAGAGAAGGCCCAGAACAGCAGAAUUCCCCAAAGCAGCAGAAAAUGAUCAUGUCACAGGUAUCAUUUGAGGAUGUGGCUGUGGAUUUCACGUUGGAGGAGUGGCAGCUACUAAAUCAUAUCCAAAAGAACUUGUACAGAGACGUGAUGUUGGAGAACUACAGCAAUCUAGUGUUCUUGGGUCAUGAAAUUAUCAAACCUGAUGCAGUUUUGAAGCUGGAGCAAGAAGAGCCCUGGAAAAUAAAUGAAGAAAUUCUAAAUCACAACUUCUCAGGAAUGAGACUCCAUAAAUGUGGCACAAGUGAAAAAAGUUUGAAUCAUCCUUUUGAUUUUCUUAUUCAAAAAAAUAACUGUGGAAGAAAGAAACUUGAGCUUAAUAAGAAAUUGUUAUUCUAUAUCAAAACUGACAGAACCUUUGGUGGAAUAAAAUACUGUGACUGCAAUAAAUGUAGAAAGGCCUGCAACCAAGAGUCAUGGUUCAUUACAAACCAGACAACACACAGAGGAGUCUAUUUAUGCAUGGAAUGUGGUAAAGUUUUUAACAAGAAGUCACAGCUUAUUAUACAUCAAAGAACUCACACGGGAGAGAAGCCCUAUGGAUGCAGUGAAUGUGGGAAAGCCUUCUCUCAAAAGUCACUGCUCACUAUUCAUCAAAGGACUCAUUCAGGAGAAAAACCAUAUGGAUGUGGUGAAUGUCCAAAAGCUUUCAGUAGGAAGUCACUGCUCAUUUUACAUCAAAGAACUCAUACAGGAGAGAAGCCCUAUGGAUGCAGCGAGUGUGGAAAAGCCUUCAGCAGGAAGUCACAGCUUAAAAGACAUCAAGUAACCCAUACAAUAGAGAAACCCUACAGCUGUAGUGACUGCGGGAAAUCUUUCUCCCAGAAAUUAAAGCUCAUUACACAUCAGAGAACACACACGGGAGAGAAACCCUAUAAAUGUGGCGACUGUGGCAAAGCCUUCUUUUGGAAGUCACAGCUCAUUACUCAUCAAAGGACUCACACAGGGAAGAAACCUUAUGCGUGUAGUGAGUGUAAAAAAGCAUUCAGCAGGAACUCACUCCUGAUCAGGCAUCAGAGGAUUCACACAGGAGAGAAGCCCUAUGAAUGCAGUGAAUGUGGUGAAGCCUUCAUCAGAAAACCACAGCUUAUCAGACACCAAAUAACUCACACAGGAGAGAAGAACUGUCCGUGUAGCCACUGUGGAGAAGCCUUCUUUAAGAAGUCAGAGUUACUAAGACAUCAAAAGCUCCAUUUGGGAGAGAAACCCUAUGGGUGUGUUGAAUGUGGGAAAACCUUCUUCGGGAAGUCACAGCUUCUCACACAUCAGCGGACUCACACUGGAGAGAAACCUUUUGAAUGCAGUGAAUGUGGGAAAGCCUUCACCCAGAAGUCAAGCCUGAUAUCCCAUCAGAGAACUCAUACAGGCGAGAAACCCUAUGAAUGCAGUGAAUGUGGGAAAACCUUCAGUGAGAAAUCAAGUCUCAUUCAUCAUCAGAGAACCCAUACUGGGGAAAAGCCCUUUGAAUGUAGUGAAUGUAGGAAAGCCUUUGCCUGGAAGCCACAGCUUCUUCGGCAUCAAAGAAUCCAUACAGGGGAGAAACCCUAUGCAUGCAAUGAAUGUGGGAAAGCCUUUGUUCAGAAAGUACAACUCAUUAAACAUCAGAGAAAUCAUACAGGAGAGAAAACGUAUGUAUGCAGUGAUUGUGCAAAAGCUUUCUUUGAGAAGGCACAGCUAAUUAUACAUCAGAGAAUUCAUACAGGAGAGAGGCCCUAUAAAUGUGGUGAAUGUGGAAAGUCUUUCACUAGAAAGUCACACCUUAUGAGGCAUCAGAGAAUUCACACAGGUGAUAAAUACUAUGGGUGCAACGAAUGUGAGACUACCUUCAAGAGGAAGUCACAGCUCAUGAUCCAUCAGAGGAAUCAUGUAAUAUAGAAACCACGUGAGAGCAGUGAGUGUGUAAAGGCUGCUAGCAGGUGUCAUGCCUCUUAAUACUUCUGAGGAUACACACAGGAAAGAAACCCUGUCAUUGCAGUGACUGUUGGGAAAAAAAUUUUAUUGUGAAGGCAUGUGUCACGAAGAAGAAUUCAGAAAGAGAUUUUUUAAAAAGUAGACAACGUAAGAAAGUCUUCUCCCAGAAUACACAACUUAUUACACAUUGAUAUCUCAUCUAUCAAUAACAGAAACUUUUGGUCAAAAGUGAAAGCUUGUUAAAUAUUUAGAAGUCCUAAAUAGGUCAUAACGAGUGAGAGGAAGAUUUCAUUCAGGGUAACAUACGUACUAGAGAAUGUGUACAUAAGGGAAAUACUGAGUAUUAGAGAUUUCAUAGGCAGAAGUAGUCCUAAUAGUUUGAAGAAUUUUAUAAGCAUCAUACUAUUGAAAUAAUUCAGUAAUGAAGUAGAACUCAGUGCAGAGCUGACAACAGUUCCCACCGGCCAGAGUGGAAACAACUUUUAACACAUGGGCUUCAGGUCGAAUUCCUGGAAGACUGUUGCCUUAGUAGUGGUGGUAAUUAACCUAGAUUAAAAGCUACUUUGGACCCACAAUGUCUGGCAUGCAGAAAGGCAGGAAACUGUGACUUGUAACCAAUAGAAAAAUAAUCAGUAGAGACAUAGAAAAGACUGUGGUUAGAAGUGGUUAGAAUCAGUAGACAUGGAUGUUUAUAUAGCUAUUAUAAAGCAGAGGAAAACACGAAUUUGAUGAAACUUGAAGUGGAAGAUAUAUUUUUAAAAGCCGGAUGGUGCUUCGCAGGGUGAGGAUUUCUUAAAAAUAUAUAUAUAUGUGGGUGGAAUUAAGAACAGAUUAGACAUAGAAGAAGAAAAUAAUGAACUUGAAUAGUAAGAAUAAAAACUACCCAAAUGAUGCACACAGAGAAAAAAGAGAGAAGGGAAUGGGGGGUCCAUUACAGUGGUAUGAAAUACAUAUAAUUGGAGUUUCAGAAGGAAAGAGAGAAGAGGCAAAAGAGUAUUUGAAUAAGUAAUGGCUGAAAAAUUUCCACAUAUGCUGAAAAGUGUAACUCCACAUAUUCAAGAAGCUCAAAGAACACAAAACAGAAGAAACAAAGAAAAUCAUGCCAAUGGACAUCAUGUCACCUUGAUGAAAACCAGUGAGAACAACAGUAAAGCAAGUGAAGAAAAAAAGCCAAAGAAUGACAGCACACUUCCGACUAAAGACAGUGGAGAACCAUUUGUAAAUUACUGAGAGGGGAUAAAAAUCCUGCAACCUAGAGUUUACCUAUUAAAAGCAUCUUUCAAAAAUGAAAGCAAAAAGCUUUUUCAGGAAAGCAAAAAGAGAAUUCAUCACCAGCACACCUGCCUUCAGGAAACAUUAAAGUUAUUUUGGGGCAGCAGGAAAAUAACAGUACGUGGAAAUUUGGAUCUCCAGGAUGAGAGGAGGAGUUCUAGAAAUGGCAAAUAUAUAGAAGUAAAGUGUAUGGACAGACUGCAUCGUCUGAGUCAGAAACCCGUUUCCUCCAGGCCCAGGACGGUUGUGUUUGUUGCAGCUGCACAGAAGAUGCAUGGUGACGUUCCGGUGAUGGUUUCUCUGUCGCAGUGCUGUGUGAUCUAUGUAUGAUAAUAAAGUGAUUUCCACC